UUACUAAAUAAUCGCUAUAUGGCUGAACAGCGUAUUCAUGGUUUGAAACGUAAAUUUGUUAAGAACACGAAAUUUCAAGAGGAAUAUACAUCCUUCUUACAGAAUAUGAUUAAUAAUGAUUAUGCUGAAAGGAUACCAAUGAAUCAACUAUAUCGAGAUGAUGGAGAGAUCUGGUAUAUUCCGCACCAUGGGGUGUACCACUCGAAGAAAGGGACAUUGAGGGUGGUCUUUGACUGCGCGGCAGUCUUUAAAGGGACAUCACUUAACAGUGAAUUACUGCAAGGUCCAGACCUUACUAACUCGCUCCUUGGAGUUCUCAUCAAAUUUAGGCAAGAACCGAUAGCUUUGAUGGCUGAUAUCAGAGCAAUGUUUUAUCAAGUGAAAGUAACUGGUAAACAUAUUGAUUAUCUGCGAUUCUUAUGGUGGCCUGAAGGGGAUGUGCAGCAAGACCUUGUUGAUUACCGAAUGAAAGUACAUCUUUUCGGAGCAGUGUCAUCUCCAAGUUGUGCGAAUUUCGCUUUGAGGAAAACCGCAGAGGAUAAUACAGGUUAUUUCCCAGAGGAGGUAAUUUCCACUUUGAAAAAUAAUUUUUAUGUGGACGAUUGCCUAAAAUCCGUAUCUACCGAGUUAGAGGCAAUUCAAAUAGUGAAGCACCUAACCUCUCUCUGCAAUAAGGGAGGAUUUGUACUUACCAAGUGGGUUAGCAACAGUCGUGCUGUUUUGGAAAGCAUUCCACCAGAUGACAGAGCCGAAGAAACCAAGGUGAUGGAUUUAGACAAAGACAACUUGCCAAUGGAAAGGGCACUGGGACUGCACUGGUGUGUGGAAACGGAUGUGUUUAAGUUUAAAUUGUCAAUUCAGGAACGACCAUGCACAAGAAGGGGUAUCUUAUCUGUGAUUGGUUCAGUAUAUGAUCCUUUGGGAUUUCUGGCACCAUUUACACUGCUAGCCAAGUUAAUUUUACAGAAUCUGUGUCGAGAAAAACUUGGUUGGGAUGAGAGUAUAACUCAAACAUCCUCGCACAGUUGGACAGAAUGGUUAAAAGACCUCCAAAAAAUGUCAACGUUUAAGGUAGAUCGGUGUAUAAAGCCUAAAACCAUUGGUAAUAUCGGAAAUGCGCAACUGCAUCACUUUUCGGAUGCCAGCGAAAGUGGUUAUGGGACUGUUUCAUACUUAAGACUACAAGAUGUAAACAAAAGAGUGCAUGUUGCAUUCGUAAUGGGAAAAGCCAGAGUAGCACCAUUGAAGCAAAUGACGAUUCCCAGAAUGGAACUUACAGCAGCAGUCUUAGCUGUGAAAAUUGACAUAAUGCUGAAAAAGGAACUGCAAUUUCAACUGGAAGAAUCUACCUUCUGGACCGAUAGUACUACGGUUUUGAAAUACAUUAACAAUGAAAGCAAACGUUUUUAUGACAUUUGUUGCAAAUAGAGUUUCCUUUGUACUAGGAGCUACUAAUGUUUCUCAAUGGAGAUAUGUUAAUACAAAGGAAAAUCCUGCGGAUGAAGCCUCUAGGGGACAAACAGCAAAUUGCUUUCUUAAUAACAAGAGAUGGAUCAAUGGGCCAAAGUUUCUUAGUAAGCCAAGUAGAGAAUGGCCAAAGCUUGAACUCGGAUUUGAAAUCUCUACAACAGAUCCGGAAAUUAAACAAAACAUUUCGGUGAAUGUGAUUGAAAAAAACUCAUAUGACACCGUGAAUAGUUUAAUUACCCACUUUUCAUCAUGGAAUAAAUUGAGAACAUCGGUAGCCUGGUUUCUUAAAAUAAAAGCAAGAUUGUUGAUGAAAAUUCGAGAAAAGAAACAAAUAACAGAAAGUAUCUUGGAGAAGAAUCCUGCGGAAAGGAUUAAAAGGAAAUCAAGUUCCAGGCGACAUUGGGUUGGUGGCU
Leucoraja erinaceus (little skate) is the source of this 1883-nucleotide messenger RNA. RefSeq lists its product as uncharacterized. NCBI's taxonomy places the organism in Eukaryota, Metazoa, Chordata, Chondrichthyes, Rajiformes, Rajidae. The record is from RefSeq and is a predicted model, not a curated record. The transcript has a single exon. Bases 19 to 1428 code for a protein of 469 amino acids.